AUAAUAAUGCCGGACGAGGAGAACAAAAAAGCAGACAGUCCAACCACCGUUGAUGAGAGUAAUUUGCUCGGUGAAAUCAGCUCGGACGAGGAAGAUUCGUUGGCGAAGCGAGCCACACCUUCUCCUUCAAAUCUUGAACAAACAACUUUCUUCACAUAG
Messenger RNA from Gongylonema pulchrum, 159 nucleotides. The record is from the annotation of a GenBank genome assembly. Lineage: Eukaryota; Metazoa; Nematoda; Chromadorea; Rhabditida; Gongylonematidae.